AUUGAAUUAUUUAAAACUACUAAGAAAUCAGUUAAAUUGGUAUUGCCUUUGUAAUUAGUAAACUAAUCUCACUUCUCUCAGAAUGAUCAAAAGGUAGCGUCCUUUAACUUGGGUAAAAGCAACAUGGGGACUUGUGGAAGCAAAGAGGUGAUCCACGUAGACCCACAGGCCCUUAAAUCAGACCACAACUCAAAACCCACGACUCCAACUAAACCAGCCAAAACAGAAUCUCCCGCCAAGCCAGCGAGAGUAGUCGCGGACAAUGGCCAUGUUAACUCAGACUCAGACUCAGAUGGGAAAGCGGUUGAGAAAAAACCCAAAAAGAAGUCUGGCAAAGCAAAAUCGAAGAAGAAGAAGGUAAAGAAGAAGAAGAAGAAGCGAGAGAAGAACAGCGAUGGUAUUUCAGUUUCAAUCGAGUUCAGUGAUUGGAGUAUGGAGAGUUGUUCCAGUAAUGAUCCAGACGUCAUAGUGGUUCAGCAGGUGAUCCAUCAUCAUCAUCAUGACCAUGAUCAGCCUGACCAAGAUGUUAACAUAACUAUUAAUCAAGGAGAUACCAUUAUUGUGGCGCCAGGUGAUGCACCACCAAGUGAUGUGGCAUCAGCACCACCUGCAGAAGAUGGUGUAUCUGUGGAACCUGCAGAGGGAGACGCAGUUAUAGAGGACGUUGAAGCAGACGGAGAUGCACUAGCAGACGAUGUAGCUGUCGAGGCUGCUCCAGCUGGAGCAGAAGGUGAAGAUGCCGAGGCUCCGGUUGAAGCGGCCCCUGCUGAAGGUGAAGCAGCUGAAGGUGAAGCAGUUGAGGGAGAGCCUGCAGAGGGAGAGCCAGUGGAGGUUCCAUCAGAAGAUGCUCCAGCAGCUGAAGGUGAGGAGGCAGUGGAAGCAGCCCCAGCUGAAGUUGGAGAAGGUGUUGAACCUGAGGCAGACACUGAAGCGGAAGCAGACGCUGAAGCGGAAGCAGAACCCGAAGGUGAAGCAGAACCCGAAGCAGAAGCUGAAGCUGAAGCAGAGGCAGAAGCAGAACCGGAAGCAGAAGCAGAAGAAGCAGCCGAACCGGAAGCAGAAGAAGAAGCCGAACCGGAAGCAGAAGAAGAAGCCGAACCGGAAGUAGAAGAGGAAGCCGUAGAGGAACCGGAGGUUGAAGAAGAAGCCGAAGUAGAAGAGGAAGCCGAAGAGGAACCGGAGGCUGAGGAAGAGCCAGAAGAAGAACCUGAGGAGGAGCCAGAAGAAGAACCUGAGGAGGAGCCAGAAGAAGAACCAGAAGAAGAGCCAGAAGAAGAAGAAUAGAUUGAAAAUAUUCUUGGUUAACGGCUCCGAUUUCAAGAGCCAUCCCCAAGAGUCAAAAGAGCUUAAAUUACCUUGAAUGGUUGAAGAAUAAAGGCGAGAGUCUGAAUUUCAGUUUGCUAUCAGUAUCAGUUAACUACUGAUAAACUCUACGUAGAAAUGAGAAAAGUGUCUGUAUUAGUGCAAUACUUACGAUUAUAGACGCAUUCACGAUUGAAACUAUUUUAACAUAUCAUAUUUACAUGGCAAGUUCCAAUGUAUCUUGACAAAGUUUUUUUAGUGACAUAAGCGUAAAUGUUGAUUAUUUUAAUUAAUCUGUAUAUUUUGAUAGAGUUACUGGUUCAGGGACACAAAGCGAUAAUCUGCUUGCGAAGAGAAUUUAAAAUUAAACUUUUAUUUAAUUCUUCUUAAAACUUUGAUAGCCAAUAUUCACAAAUAAACUCGCUAUGGCAAAGAACAUAGUACGGCAGUUUUUAAAUCAAAUAAUAUAGAUAUCCAUAAAAAAGUUGAGAAAUCAAGAUUGACAAGCAUAGAGCACUGCCGGUGUCCUGUUGAAGAGUAUUGUGCAAUGUGCACUGAUAUAUAUCGGACUUCAAAACGUCAUAAUGUUCAGUAUUUGCAGUCGGCUCACACACUUGUAGAUUUUUAUUACA
Molecule: messenger RNA, 1934 nt
Organism: Bolinopsis microptera
Lineage: Eukaryota; Metazoa; Ctenophora; Tentaculata; Lobata; Bolinopsidae
Product: protein TsetseEP-like
Exons: 1
Coding region: 124-1284 (386 amino acids)
Source: RefSeq, a predicted model, not a curated record